Rhagoletis zephyria (snowberry fruit fly) is the source of this 1765-nucleotide messenger RNA. It is a transcript of the gene Mpcp1, whose product is annotated as Mitochondrial phosphate carrier protein 1. The record is from RefSeq and is a predicted model, not a curated record. Gene Ontology annotation, cellular component: mitochondrial inner membrane. Gene Ontology annotation, molecular function: phosphate transmembrane transporter activity. Lineage: Eukaryota; Metazoa; Arthropoda; Insecta; Diptera; Tephritidae. Gene Ontology annotation, biological process: mitochondrial phosphate ion transmembrane transport.
GUACUUUCAGUUCAGGCCAGAAGAAAAUGAGCAUAAAUUAAUGUGAAAAUAAUGUCUCUUAAUCUGCCACCAGUGGUUAUGCGUAUAGCAAUUCGCACACGUUUCCGUGUGUAUGUAGGUACAUUCAAAGGUACAUAUGUAUGUGUGCGCAAAAGAGCAUGUUUUUUGCCAAAUGCAUUUUCGAAUGUGUAUGCGAGCCAAUGUUAGAAAACCCCUAAACGAUCUUCAAUUUUCUCAAAAUACUAUACAUUCCUCAUACACAUAAUAAUUGGGCUCUCGUCACGUUUCGCCAAUACAAGCUAAAUUUCUUAAAUUCAGAGAGUUUUUGGUUGUCAGAUAGAGGAUGCUUGCAAGAUAAAAUAAAAAUUCUUUACACUGCAUUUCGGUUCGUGGUUUGGCGUGCAGUGAACGUUUGUGCACGUUAAUAUUCCAAUUAUUAAAUUUAUUUUUUUCCUGUUUAAUCUUCCUAUAUUCGUGAGUUUAGUUUUCGCUAUUCUAAAUCGAACCAAAUCAGUGAACUACAUUCGCCGAAAUGCUCUUCACUUCGCUGCUGGAAGCCGCCCAAAACUCUCCCUUUAAAACUCCAUUCUCGGCAGCGAGUUGCCAGACUAACACUCGCAGUGAUGGACCACAGCUCACGCCAAACCGCCAAAUAAUGGCCGCUGCCACUGUUGAGGGCGACUCCUGCGAAUUUGGUUCAAACACCUACUUCGCUCUAUGUGGUCUUGGAGGCAUUAUCUCUUGCGGUCUCACUCACACCAUGGUGGUGCCAUUGGAUUUAGUGAAAUGUCGCCUGCAAGUCGACCCCGCGAAGUACAAGAGUGUGUUUAACGGUUUUGCCGUUACACUGAAAGAAGAUGGCGUGAAAGGCCUUUCCAAGGGUUGGGCGCCAACGUUCUUCGGUUAUUCGAUGCAAGGUCUCUGUAAAUUUGGUCUCUAUGAAGUAUUUAAGGUGAUCUACUCUGACGCGAUCGGCGAGGAGAACUCAUAUCUGUACCGUACUUGGUUGUAUUUGGCUGCUUCCGCUUCGGCUGAGUUCUUUGCCGAUAUUGCCUUAGCUCCCAUGGAGGCGGCUAAGGUGAAAAUCCAAACCACACCUGGAUUCGCAAAUACGCUGCGUGAGGCUUUGCCUAAGAUGUCGGCACAAGAGGGCAUCGCUGCCUUCUAUAAGGGUCUGGUACCAUUGUGGAUGAGACAAAUCCCAUAUACAAUGAUGAAGUUCGCUUGUUUCGAAAGGACAUUGGAGUUGUUGUACAAGUAUGUUGUACCCAAACCACGUCAGGACUGCACGAAAGGUGAGCAAUUGGUAGUCACUUUCGCCGCAGGUUACAUUGCUGGUGUAUUCUGUGCCAUUGUGUCGCAUCCAGCCGAUACCGUUGUAUCGAAACUGAACCAGGCCAAGGGCGCUUCAGCCUUCGAUGUAGCCAAACAACUGGGAUGGGCCGGCCUUUGGGGUGGUCUUGGACCUAGGAUUGUGAUGAUCGGUACUCUAACUGCCGCUCAGUGGUUCAUAUAUGAUGCCGUUAAGGUUUAUCUGCACAUGCCCCGACCACCACCACCGGAAAUGCCCGCAUCGUUGAAGGCGAAAUUGGGUGUGGCAUAAUUUGAGAUAAAAUUAUAAAAUUCAAUAGUGAUAAUUAAUUAGCGACAUUAAUAAUUGUGAAUCCGAUCUGAGAAGAAUAUAAAAAAAUUUUAUGCAACAAUGGAUAUGAAAUGGAACGAAAUUUUGUGAGACCUAUGCGGAAAUAAAAUUAAUUGUAUCGAA